Molecule: messenger RNA, 1848 nt
Organism: Eruca vesicaria subsp. sativa (arugula)
Lineage: Eukaryota; Viridiplantae; Streptophyta; Magnoliopsida; Brassicales; Brassicaceae
Source: the annotation of a GenBank genome assembly
GUAGAAGAGAGAGAAAUAAAAAGAGAGAUAGAGCUGGAUUCACAUGGUCUUGUUCUUUCCCUCUCUCUCUCUUCCCUUUUUCUUCUCUUCUCAUCUCUCUCCACUUUGAUCAUUACCAACCAAACUGAUUGAAACCCCCUUUGUUCUCUCUCUCUCUCACUCUCUCUUCUCUCUGUGCCUCUUAACGUCAUGGCUGACGAUAAGGAGAUGCCUGCUGCUGUAGUUGAUGGACAUGAUCAAGUCACUGGUCACAUAAUCUCCACCACUAUCGGUGGUAAAAAUGGCGAACCUAAACAGACAAUAAGUUACAUGGCGGAGCGAGUUGUUGGUACAGGCUCCUUCGGAAUAGUUUUCCAGGCGAAGUGUUUGGAGACUGGAGAAACCGUGGCGAUAAAGAAGGUUUUACAAGACAGGAGAUACAAGAACCGAGAGCUUCAGCUGAUGCGUGUGAUGGACCAUCCUAAUGUGGUUUGUUUGAAGCAUUGCUUCUUUUCAACCACAAGUAAAGACGAGCUGUUCCUUAAUCUGGUUAUGGAGUAUGUCCCUGAGAGCUUGUACCGAGUUCUUAAACAUUACAGCACUGCUAAUCAAAGAAUGCCACUUGUUUACGUUAAACUUUACAUGUACCAGAUCUUCCGGGGACUUGCUUACAUUCACAAUGUUGCUGGAGUUUGUCACAGAGAUCUAAAGCCUCAGAAUCUUCUGGUUGAUCCUCUUACUCAUCAAGUCAAGAUCUGUGACUUUGGCAGUGCUAAACAGCUUGUUAAAGGUGAAGCCAACAUCUCUUACAUAUGUUCACGAUUUUACCGUGCACCCGAGCUCAUAUUUGGUGCCACGGAAUACACAACUUCCAUUGAUAUCUGGUCUGCUGGUUGUGUUCUCGCUGAGCUUCUUCUUGGUCAGCCAUUAUUCCCUGGAGAAAAUGCUGUAGAUCAGCUCGUUGAAAUCAUCAAAGUUCUUGGUACACCAACACGAGAAGAGAUCCGUUGCAUGAAUCCACAUUACACAGACUUUAGGUUCCCACAGAUAAAGGCACACCCAUGGCACAAGAUUUUCCACAAGAGGAUGCCUCCAGAAGCCAUUGAUUUUGCAUCAAGGCUGCUUCAGUACUCUCCAAGUCUUAGAUGCACAGCGCUUGAAGCUUGUGCACAUCCCUUCUUUGAUGAACUAAGAGAACCAAAUGCUCGUUUACCAAACGGACGGCCUUUCCCGCCUCUCUUCAACUUCAAACAAGAGGUAGCUGGAGCUACACCUGAGCUGGUCAACAAGUUGAUUCCAGACCAUAUCAAGAGACAGCUGGGUCUAAGUUUCUUGAAUCAGUCUGGAACUUAAGACCAUCAAAAGACAAGAACUUUUUAAUGUAUAAUGUACCAUUACUCAGAGCCAGAAGGUUAGUUGAAAAGAAACGUGGAGGACAACACAGUUCUAAGUUUUGCCUCUAUCAAGCUCGUUCCAAGAAUGUUCCUUCUAAGAGACGAGUUUGAUGGUGAAAAAGACAAGCUUCUAUGUAACAUUGUUCCCACAAAAUCUGCAAGGAAAGCUAUUCAGUUGUAUCUUCUUACUCUUUUUAAGUUUAAAAACAAAAAUCUCCUCUUUUGCUUUAUUAUUUCUGCAUCUGUAAAUGAGUUUAGUCAGAGAUUUUUAUAUAGUAAAGUUUGAGCAGAAGGUGAAAGAAUCUUUAGUCAAAGAGAUCCAAAGUCUUUACCAGAAGAGGAAGACUGGAGUUUCUGUAGAUUAAGGUGUUGCUCUCUAUUUUUUUUUGUUUUCCAUUUGAAUAUUUUGUUGUUAUUACCAAAUUUUAUGAAAUGGUUUGUUUAUGUCUUACUUUCUUACAAAGACAAAUCUCUU